UACUCAACUGCUGAACUGCAGGCCACCUAGUGGUAAUGCUAAUGUUUGGGUCACGUAUGCAAAUCAGAGGACAAAUACAAAUAGGUAUAGUUGCCGGUCAUGAUCAGGCCCUGGACCAGACUUUGAGCAUUCUUGGCUUCUCACUUCAAGAACACAACACAACUGUACACAACACGACAGAUUUGGACCAUAACUCAUACUUACCAGCCUGAACUGUUCAUAGCACUGAGCAGAAGUUUAGCAUAAGGACCUGGAGGAGACAGAGGGUUGACCAUGAUGUCUGGAAACAAAGUCGUCGAGUUACAGGUUGAGAUGCGGCAGAAUGCGGAGGACAUGCAAAGCUACUUGAAAGAGCUGGAGAGUUGGGAAACAGACAUAAAGAGAAAGGAUGAGGAGCUGAGGACGGGGGGACGGAAGCCGGAUCAGAAAACACUCCCACCCGUGCGCAACAAGGACUACAAAAACAAAAUGAGGCAGAAGAGGAAGAAAACGGCGAUCGUUUCUGAUGGUGAUGGUGAUACAAAAGCUGAGGAGGAGCAGAAAAAAGAUUUAAGGAUAAAAGGUUAUGACUAUCGAUCUUGGGACAAGUUUGACGUGGACAAAGCUCUGGCAGAGAUGGAUAAAGAAGAAAGUCCAGCAGAGUCCAAUGAGUCUGAUUCAGAGGAUGCUUCAGUUGACACGGAGAAAGCCCUGACUGAGAAAGAGAAGGGUAACACGUUCUUCAAAGAUGGAAAGUACGAUGAUGCCAUUGAGAGUUACACCAGAGGGAUGAGUGUGGAUCCGUACAACCCGGUGCUUCCCACCAAUCGAGCCACUGCUUUCUUCAGACUUAAAAAGUAUGCCGUGGCAGAGUCCGACUGCAACCUGGCGAUCGCUCUGGACGGAAACUACUUUAAAGCAUAUGCACGAAGAGGAGCCGCCCGAUUGGCCUUGAAGAAAUUAGAAUCUGCGUUAGAAGACUACGAGAUGGUUCUGAAGCUUGACCCUGGAAACACAGAGGCCCAGAACGAAGUCGUGAAAAUCAAAGAGGCCCUUGGGCAUCAAACAGUCCAGAAUGAAGCCCCGCAGCCGAAGCAGGAGGCUGUUCCAGCCGACACGGAGCAGCAGAGACUGAUGGAGGAGCAGCGCAGGAGGCAGGAGGCCGUUCUACAGAAAGACAGAGGUAACGCUUACUUCAAAGAGGGGAAGUACGAAGCAGCCGUCCAGUGCUACAGCCAAGGCAUGGAGGCCGACGGCCUGAACGUCCUCCUUCCUGCCAACAGAGCCAUGGCCUUCCUGAAGCUGGAGAAGUAUAAGGAGGCAGAGGAGGACUGCACCAAGGCCAUCCACCUGGACAGUACUUACUCCAAGGCUUUUGCUCGGCGUGGAACAGCCAGAGUGGCUUUAGGGAAAGUGGAGGAGGCCAGAGAAGAUUUUCAGGAGCUGUUGAAGCUGGAGCCAGGAAACAAACAGGCUCUGAAUGAACUCCAGAAACUCGACAUGAGGCUCAGUGGCCUCCUCGACACAGAGGUCGGCUGCCAGAGGAGAACGGUGCAGCCCAUCGAUAAACCAACGCAUCUGCGUUCAACUAAACCUCUGAGGAGGAUUGACAUCGAGGAAGUCAGUGGGAAAGUAACGCUGCUCGAAGGAGAGUCGGCCGCAUCCAACGCCUUUGUCCGAGAAUUGGGUCCGGACCCUGAUGCCGAUUCUUCACCGCUGUCGACGUCACCCAGCGCCAAGAUGAUCAAAAUCGAGGAGAUAGAGGCCACACCCACAGUGACGGCCAAUCAACCCGUCCAACGGAUGCAGGAGGAAACUGCUGCACCGUCAGAAACCACACCCACUGCUGCACCACCCUCCACGGUCACAGACCUCCCUCCUCCACCAACCAGCAGCUUCCAGCUGGAGGCCACGCUCCGGAAAAUAGGAAAGCAGCCGGAAGUGAUUUACAGAUAUCUGAGGCAAAUUAAUCCAAAAUGUUUCGGCAAGAUUUUUCAAAACUCCCUAGAGCCUGACAUCUUUAAUCAGAUCUUGAAGACGUUGAAAGAGUUCUACAUCCUGAACGAACCGCCGUCUGUCGUUCUGGAGAUCCUCAGCGGUCUGGCGUCUGUGAGCCGCUUCGACAUGGCCAUCAUGUUCAUGUCGUCGGCCGAGAAGAAAAUGCUUACAGAUCUGUUCGACUUUCUCCAACAAGCCGAGCUGGAAAAAUCAUCUGUCGCAGCUUUACGAAAGAAGUACGGUAUGUGAGCCCUGCUUUGGACAACGGCAGCAAACACGCCGCGCUGAUGCGGCUUUAAUCAGAAUGAACAGAUAACGGUGGUAUCAAAAGGAUCAGUCUCUAUGAGAACUGUGUUUAAAACAACGUCACGUUUUCUCACCUGCUUUGACCACAUUUAACUAUUGUCUAGGAAGCGUUGCAUUCAGGAAAAACUGGAAAAUAAAGAUGUGUUUUGUAAUCAGA
Molecule: messenger RNA, 2440 nt
Organism: Cynoglossus semilaevis (tongue sole)
Lineage: Eukaryota; Metazoa; Chordata; Actinopteri; Pleuronectiformes; Cynoglossidae
Gene: rpap3
Product: RNA polymerase II associated protein 3
Exons: 17
Coding region: 274-2226 (650 amino acids)
Cellular component (GO): protein folding chaperone complex
Molecular function (GO): protein binding
Source: RefSeq, a predicted model, not a curated record